Molecule: messenger RNA, 2100 nt
Organism: Pomacea canaliculata
Lineage: Eukaryota; Metazoa; Mollusca; Gastropoda; Architaenioglossa; Ampullariidae
Product: gibberellic acid methyltransferase 2-like
Exons: 8
Coding region: 410-1645 (411 amino acids)
Biological process (GO): methylation
Molecular function (GO): S-adenosylmethionine-dependent methyltransferase activity
Source: RefSeq, a predicted model, not a curated record
UUCAAAAUCUACACGGUAUGCAAGAUAAAUAAAAAUAGUGACUAUUCCUUGUUUAUAUUUAGCAAAUUUUCAAACCACUGGAUGAUUGGAUAGUGACUAGUUAUAGAUACACCAGACGUAUGAGACUGACUUGAAAGUAGGAAAGCAGACUGGCCGGCAGACACAUUUGAUUGGCAUAGACUAACGAUGUAUGUAAACAAACAAACUCUGCAACGAACUAAUGCACUUUGACUAGCGCGUGCUCUGACUUACAGCCCAGGUAAAGGUAACAUGCUGAAGACUGUCAUUCGUCGUCUUGUCAACACAACUGUUGCCCGUCACCUGCCAUGUCUACAGCUGACAUCACUGUCAUCUCGGCAGUUAGGAUCAAGGAUGUCACACGGCGUGGUCACAUCAACAGUACAAAAAAAUGCCAGAGAAUCCAGAUACAUCAGACAUCAAGAUUCCUCCCUUUCAAUACUUCUGGCAGCCAGGUUCUGGCUACUAUGAAGAAAGUCUCGGAAGACUGUCAAAACCAAUCACUGACAUCUGUGAAGAUUUUAUUUUAUCUCUCAUAGAUUCUGUGCCGGUGCCAUCACCAAAAGGUGUGUUCACCAUUGGUGACUAUGGAACAUGCGAUGGGUCGGUGUCUCUACAACUCAUCCACAAGAUCAUUGGCAAGUACAAGGACCAGCAGUCUUGGGCAUACCACUUAAGAAACAAACAUGGACCAGACCUCAAGAUUCAGGUGUUGUACGAAGACCGUCCAUCCAGCGACUACAACAGCCUCUUCAAAACAAUUUACGGUGAAACAUCAUACAUGACCAAGUUCAACAAUGUGUUCCCCAUGGUCUGUGGCACUAACUUCUACAAGCAGUGUGUACCUGACAACACCUGUGAUGUCAUUGUCUCCUUCAUGGCCGUGCAGUAUUUGAGUAACGAGAGUUAUGUCAGAUGCUCCAACACAAUGUUCCCCUGGCGGUCGACAUCAGAGGAAGAGCUGCGAGCUCAUCACGAGGCCUCAUCACGUGACUGGCAGACGUUCCUCCUCCACAGAGCAGCAGAACUCAAACAGGGCGGACUUCUUUUCGUUACGCUGCCAACUACAAACCUGCGGAAUAAUACCUCGAACUCUCGUACUACCAACAUUUCAAUGGCGGACAAUACCAGCCACACUCUAGAAUGUCUGAAGGAUGUUUGGACUAAUUUUGAUUUGGCAUGGAACGAACUGCACGUAGAGGGCAUAAUAACAACAGAGGAGUUCCAGUCAUGCACUGUCCCCAUAGCCCUGCGGUCUGUUCAGGAACUAAAAGCUCCUUUCGAGGAUGGAGCCAUGUCUCCAGUCCGACAGGCUGGUCUCAACUUGUUAAAGGGUCCAGAAGACUUUUGUACUCCUUGUGUUAUGAAGACAUCGUGGCGAGAAAAACUACAGACGGAUGGGGUAGACGACAGAAGGCUGUUCUCGCGACUUCUCGUCAAAGCAAUGCGAUUGGCCAUAGACCCGACUCUAAGAAACACCUUGAAGAAAACACGCACUGCUGAAGAAGAAUCGUUCAUAUCCGAGAAAUUCUACGAAUGUUUUGUUAAACAUGUGGCUUCGUCUGACCCAGAGACUUUCCAAAGCGAACUCUUUCUGAGGCGGCUUGCCAUACAGAAAUUAAAAUAAGCAACGGUUAAUUGUAGAACACAGGGUGGAACACCUCAGAACAGAGGCAAAUCAUCACCAUUGCUUAUGGAAACAUUUUCCAGUUAUUUAAAUAAUCAGUCAACACUGAAACUGAAAUGUUUAUAGGUAGUUACAUUACUUUUCAUCAUUAUUUCUUAUAUUUACAUCUUCUAUCUUAUUUUUAAAGUGACUAAUAUUCGCACUAACGGACUUCAGAAAACAUGUUUACAUAAAAAUCAUUUUAUUAAGGCUUUGGUUUAUAAUAGAUAAUAAAGAGAGCAAAUCAAAUUUUAUGUUAACAAUACAUUUCAAUUUUUUAUGAAUAAUAUCUAUUGCAAAUGUAAUUAUAUAAGGAGCGAUUCGAUGAAUUUCAUAAGGUCAUUUAUAUGUUAUAUAUAAAUCAACUUAUCAUGUUUAUAUAUCAGAUUUUAAAUAUUGUAACUGCUCAAAUAUAU